Messenger RNA from Didymodactylos carnosus, 1032 nucleotides. Lineage: Eukaryota; Metazoa; Rotifera; Eurotatoria; Philodinida; Philodinidae. The record is from the annotation of a GenBank genome assembly.
AUGGAGAACAACUCCGACACCAGCAGAGGGGCUGAUAUUCAAGCACCUUUACGAUUUAUUGCCCCAUGCUAUCAAAAUCGAUCAUACUAUGAUCAAGCUCCUGUUAAUUACCAUCGUGCAUUUGAAACGGAUGACAAAUUUUUACCUAGUGAUAAGCCGAAUUUAAUCGAUGAUUUCAAUCAAAUUAUUGAUAUUUAUGAGAAAAAAGAUGAUGACGAUGAUUCUCUAAAUUACAAAAUGAAAGUCGCCGAAGUGAUUGGCCAUAUUGUUGAGUGGAUAAAGGAUUAUCAGAAAGCAAAUUCAUCAAUUAAAGGUUUUUGUGUUGGCGUUAGUGGGGGUAUUGAUUCUGCCGUUACUUCAACAUUAUGCGCCGAAACGGGUUUGCCCAUCCUUUUGCUGGAAAUGCCCAUUCAUCAAGCAAAGGAUCAAGUUAGUCGUGCACGAGAACACAUUAAUUGGCUCAAAGAACAAUAUUUAGAUAAAGUACAGUCAUAUGAAAUCGAUUUAACUCAAACGUUCGAUGUCAUUAAAACUACAUUGACACAUAUGCAGGAAAACAAGGAAACAGAAUUAGCUCUGGCGAAUACUCGAUCACGAUUAAGAAUGGUUACGUUGUACUACUAUGCACAACUGAACGGCUAUGUCGUUGUUGGCACAGGAAAUAAAGUAGAAGAUUUUGGUGUUGGCUUUUUUACCAAAUAUGGAGACGGUGGAGUUGACAUUAGCCCCAUUGCUGAUCUAAUGAAAUCGGAAGUGAGAGCAGUUGCUCGUAAAUUAGGAAUUAUCCAAUCGAUCAUUGAUGCACCACCAACCGAUGGCCUUUUUGGAGAUUCACGUACAGAUGAAGAUCAAAUUGGUGCCACCUAUGACGAAUUGGAAUGGGCAAUGAACUACAUAGAUCAGAAGAGCGAACAAAUUUUAACAGAACGACAGAAGGAAGUAAUUGGCAUAUACGAACAACGACAGAAAGUAAAUCAUCAUAAAAUGGUCCAAAUACCAACAUGUAUUCUACCAGCUCAUCUAAAAACAUAA